Messenger RNA from Nymphalis io (European peacock), 1855 nucleotides. RefSeq names its product proteasome activator complex subunit 3 (gene REG). The transcript is spliced from 5 exons. Gene Ontology annotation, cellular component: nucleoplasm; cytoplasm; proteasome activator complex. Gene Ontology annotation, biological process: positive regulation of endopeptidase activity; regulation of proteasomal protein catabolic process; regulation of G1/S transition of mitotic cell cycle. The record is from RefSeq and is a predicted model, not a curated record. The coding region runs from base 136 to 873 and encodes 245 amino acids. NCBI's taxonomy places the organism in Eukaryota, Metazoa, Arthropoda, Insecta, Lepidoptera, Nymphalidae. Gene Ontology annotation, molecular function: endopeptidase activator activity.
AUCCAAUUAUUCCAGCUAUUCAUUCAUUCAAGCACACGAGUCAAACUAAAGAGUUAAAAGUUGUGCGGUUUCAACUGUGUAAUUUCUAUUAUAGAAUAUUUAUACUUCUAAAACGAAUAAUAGUAUUAAUAAACAAUGACAGACGUUGCGAAGAAGGUCCAAGACUAUAAAGAUUCACUCAAACAAAAGGCAGAACACCUAAUUAUAAAAGGAUUUCCAGAAAAGAUAGUAAAGUUGAAUGAACUUCUAGAAACGUCAAAUUUUCAAAAUCGAGAUCUCUCCGAUGUUCAUCAGGACUUAAACAUUCCAGUGCCUCCUCCAGCCCAAUCAGUGAAUGAGCCAAAUGCUAAAAGGCAGCGUAUAGACUCAUCUGAGGUAUCAAGUAAUUCAACUAUUGAAGGCACUAGGGUGUAUGCACUGCCUAAUGGAACAGUACCAUGUAAUAAGCCUCUUAGUGAUCUAAUACAUCUUGUCAAACCUCAUAUUAGAGAACUGGUUGAGGACUCAAACUUACUUAAAAUGUGGAUUUCAUUCAUGAUUCCAAAGAUAGAGGAUGGUAAUAACUUUGGUGUGUCAAUACAAGAGGAUACUCUUGCUGAGAUACAAUCUGUGGAAUCUGAAGCUGCAGCAUUCUUUGACCAAAUUUCACGGUACUUCAUUUCACGGGCGAAGAUAGUAUCUAAGGUUGCCAAAUAUCCACAUAUUGAUGAUUACAGAAGAGCUGUUAGAGAACUAGAUGAGAAGGAGUAUUUGUCUCUUUGGCUUGUUAUGUGUGAGAUUCGCAACCGCUAUUGCUCUUUACAUGACAUUGUCAUUAAGAAUCUAGAAAAAAUUAAAAAGCCACGCUCGUCUAAUGCAGAAUCAUUAUACUAGGUCCUAACUUUAAUCUCAACUAGUAAUCUUAGGUGCAAGGAUACCUUGCGAAUUUUAAGGGUAACUACCGAAAAUCUAUCUGGUUUUUUAUUCACUAGAUUAUUCUGUAUAUAUUUAAUGGACAGUAUUUAAUAACAUAGGUGACUAGGUGCAAAAUAAUGUGCUAUAUCCAUGUACUAAAAUAACUCAAUAUUUUGCUAACUUUUUCUAAUGUUAGCAAUUUAUUACGAUCAAAGCAAAAAUAUAAUUCUCGAAAUUACUAGUGAGUAAAAAAUAGAUAUUUGUCAAAUUGUGGUCUUGUAGCAAGAAUACUUUGUAUUAAACGAUGAGACUGAAUUAACACAUUUUUAGUAUUUCCUAUAUGAGUUGAUAUAGACAAAUAGGAGUCAUAAUCACUUAAAUAAUUAUUAUUUUAUAUGGAUGAAUUUAUUAUAACUUAAUUGGUAAAGUGAAAAAGUUAUUAUUAAUUUAUUUCUAAUAAUGAAUAUUAAAUGUUCAAAUUUAAUAAAAACAAUGAUAUGAUCUGACUCUUUAAUAAUUUUAAAUUAUUAAAUGUUGUUUAAAUAAAAAAAUGAUAAGUGUUCUACUUAAAGUUAAACCCAUACAUUAUUUUGUAAUAAGUAAAAUAAGAAUAAUGUAUGGAGCGUGAAAAUUAUGCAUGAAUUUUUUAAUAGUAUCUUGCUACAAAACUUCAACAUGAUUUCUUGUUCUACCAUCGAGUGAUCCCAAAUUUUAUUCUUUAUGAGACAUUAGUUUAAGUGCAUAAUAUUGUAUUUACACUAUUAAAAUAAUCCAUUUAAACUGAUAAGCUAAUUUUAAUUUAUUGUACCUCUGUUUUGUUUAGGAUUUCCUCUUGAUAAAUUUGUAAUUUCAUAACCUACCAUCUAUCAUCAUCAACAGUUUUGCAAAAAUUCGAUGAUUGGCUAAAACAGAUUGUUAAGUAAAAUUAUAAUCAACUCAAUAAAAUACGUUUCUAUGUAUA